AUGGCCAUAACCAAUGUCCGUGUCUUUGACGGAUUGGUAGUUGGCCCCCCCAGCACCGUCAUUAUCACGUCCAGCGGCCGUAUAGGCAGAGUAUAUCGCCCAAGCACGGUCUGUCCAUCUCUGGAACACGUCUUUGAUGCUGGUGGAAUGACUCUGAUCCCGGGCCUGAUGGACUCGCACGCCCAUCCGUCCAACAUAUCGAACCUCGUCUCCAUGGCCAGCAACGGCAUCACAACAACAGCGCUGGCCGCCUGCCUCAACCAGGAGUUCUGUGCCUCGUUGCGUAGCCACGCAGGGCUCACGCAGUUAAUUACGGCUUCCUUCCAGGGCACAACUGCAGAGAGCAGCACCACGGCCCUGGUGCCGGCCAGCGAGGCCUUUCAGCUCGUCCACAACGCCAGCGAGGCACCUGCAUGGGUGGCUCGCCAGGUAGCACAGGGCGCCGACUUCAUCAAGCUCAUCGGCAGCGCUCCUGGCCCUGGACUCACGCAAGACGAGCAGACGGCGCUGGUCAGGGCGGCCCACGAGUCCGACAAGCAAGUGGUCCUCCACGCGGCCAGCUACGCCGCUUACGAGCAGGGCCUGAUUGCCGGAGCCGACCAGAUUCACCACGCGCCGCUGGAUGUCCCCGUAGACGACCGGCUCCUGGGCAUGUUCCGGCGCGGCGCCACCAAGGCCGUGUGUCCCACGCUGACCAUGAUGCGCGCCAUCGUCCAGCGGGCGCAUCCCGCUAACUCGUCGUUUGCGUCCGCAAAUGCCACUGUUGCAAGGCUUCAUGCUGCGGGCGUGCCGAUCAUGGCGGGGACAGACGCGAAUGCGGUCCCCGGUGUGCCGGCCUCUGUUGCCUUUGGAACCAGCCUCCACGAUGAGCUGGAGAAUCUGGUGGAUGCCGGCCUGACGCCGCUGGAGGCACUGCGAGCGGCCACGGUGGUGCCGGCAAGGGUCUAUGGCCUACAUGACCGAGGCAUGAUUGUAGAGGGGGCGAGAGCUGACCUGGUGCUCAUCAAUGGAGAUCCCACGGUCAACAUUUCUACCACGCGAAACGUCCAGAGGGUCUGGAUAGGCGGUGUUCAGUUUAACGCAGAGAACUGGAAAUAG
Trichoderma atroviride IMI 206040 is the source of this 1098-nucleotide messenger RNA. RefSeq lists its product as uncharacterized. Gene Ontology annotation, molecular function: hydrolase activity, acting on carbon-nitrogen (but not peptide) bonds. The record is from RefSeq and is a predicted model, not a curated record. Lineage: Eukaryota; Fungi; Ascomycota; Sordariomycetes; Hypocreales; Hypocreaceae.